GGGAGGCGGGCAGACGCCUCCGGCGGUGGCCGCGCUGCAUAAAGCGCGCCGCGCCGUGUCGGGCUCCUUUUCGAGGCGCUGGAGCGGCCAUGGGCGCCGCGCACUGGUGGGACCAGCUUCGGGCCGGCAGCUCGGAGGUGGACUGGUGCGAGGACAACUACACGAUCGUGCCCGCCAUCGCCGAGUUCUACAACACGAUCAGCAACGUCUUGUUUUUCAUUUUACCGCCCAUCUGCAUGUGCUUGUUUCGCCAGUAUGCAGCGUGCUUCAACAGUGGCAUCUACUUAAUAUGGACCCUUUUAGUUGUAGUGGGAAUUGGAUCCGUUUACUUCCACGCCACCCUUAGUUUCCUGGGUCAGAUGCUUGACGAACUUGCGAUCCUGUGGGUUCUGAUGUGUGCGCUGGCCAUGUGGUUCCCCAGAAGGUAUCUGCCAAAGAUCUUCCGGAAUGACAGGGGCAGGUUCAAGGUGGUGGUCUGCAUCCUGUCUGCGGUUACGACCUGCCUGGCAUUUGUCAAGCCUGCCAUCAACAAUAUCUCUCUGAUGACACUGGGUGUCCCAUGCACUGUGCUGCUCGUCGCAGAGCUAAAGAGGUGUGACAACAUGCGUGUUUUUAAGCUGGGCCUCUUCUCUGGCCUCUGGUGGACUCUGGCUCUCUUCUGCUGGAUCAGCGACCGGGCCUUCUGCGAGCUGUUGUCUUCCUUCCACUUCCCCUACCUGCACUGCGUGUGGCACAUCCUCAUCUGCCUGGCUGCCUACCUGGGCUGUGUGUGCUUUGCCUACUUCGAUGCUGCCUCAGAGAUCCCCGAGCAAGGCCCUGUCAUCAAGUUCUGGCCCAGUGAGAAGUGGGCCUUCAUCGGUGUCCCCUAUGUGUCCCUCCUGUGUGCCAACAAGAAGUCACCCGUCAAGAUCACGUGACGCAGGACAGGGCUGGCUCCUCGGUGUGUUUUCCCUCAUGUGCUGGGCUUCUUUUGCUAGCAGAGACAGCCAAGGGGGUCG
Molecule: messenger RNA, 998 nt
Organism: Octodon degus (degu)
Lineage: Eukaryota; Metazoa; Chordata; Mammalia; Rodentia; Octodontidae
Gene: Acer2
Product: alkaline ceramidase 2
Exons: 6
Coding region: 90-917 (275 amino acids)
Biological process (GO): ceramide metabolic process
Cellular component (GO): membrane
Molecular function (GO): hydrolase activity, acting on carbon-nitrogen (but not peptide) bonds, in linear amides
Source: RefSeq, a predicted model, not a curated record